Molecule: messenger RNA, 1494 nt
Organism: Dentiscutata heterogama
Lineage: Eukaryota; Fungi; Glomeromycota; Glomeromycetes; Diversisporales; Gigasporaceae
Source: the annotation of a GenBank genome assembly
AUGCUCGUGAAAGGUCACUUAUCUCCGAGGAAGAGUAUUCAACAAUUAACACCACAGCCUUCACCAGUUCUUCAACAACAUGUAACUUUCAGUCAAGGCUUUAAUUCUUCGCCAGCCAAGUCUCUUUCGCAUAAAACGAAGAUACCAGCUGCACAACAAAUCCAUUCUUCAAAUGGUUCUUUACCACUGACCCAACAAUCCUCACAGUCUCCACAAUUUUCACAAUCUCCACAAUCCCCACGAUUACUUUCUCGUCAAAUUAACGAUACCGUUAAUAAUAACAUUAUGAAUGACUCUUCAACACCGGCAAAUAUAAUAGAAGCUAAUUUAGUUUCAUCUACUAAUCAAAUAUGCAUUCCUAAAAGAACACGAUCAAAUUUGGUUUCUCCAGUUCUUCAAGAAACCAAUACCAACAGUAAUGAAGAGUUAACAAUGAAAACAGUACGAGUAUUACCGACGUUUUCAGAAUCUCAAUAUUCGUCUACUUCGAAUUCUUUUAUAAAAUUACCAUCAUCACCACCAUCAUCGAUAAUGUCAAGUUCAAUUCCUAUACUAAAGACGGCGAUACGUGAUUCAUCGGUGUCGAAAAAGAAUCCUCCUGUAAAUCGAUCUACUUCACUGGCUUAUAAUAAUGAGUCUACUUCUUUAUUUGAUCAUAAUAAUAGUACUAACAAUCAUAAUGUGACUGCCAAUGUUAUGAAUCAUAACGUAUCGAAUAAUGGUGAUGCGAGUAAUAGUAUUAAAAAUGAAGAAAACCAAAUUAUUAGCGGAAGAAUUACGAAUUAUAAUGAUGCAAAUGUAAUGAAACGCAAUGGUGAAAAUGUAAAUACAAGCAGUGAUGAUAAUGGAAUGAACCACAUUAACAAUGGAGUAAUAAAUCAAAUUGAUGAAAGAACUGAGAUGAUUCAAACAAAUAUGAAUAGGAUAAAUUUUAUUAAUAAUAAUAUGAAUGGAAAUAGCGGUGAAAAUGGUGAUCAACUAGUUUCAACACCCCAGACUUUUUCCCAAUCUCAAUCAUCGCCUCAACCACAACAAAGACAAAAUAUAAAUUCUGCUACUAUAUCUGCAAGGCAAAUUAGAUCCCUUAGUCUUGGUCCUAAAGUUAUAAAUUCAUUAAAUCGUGGUGGUGAUGGUCUUGCCGAAACAGAUUUGUAUGAACAUUCUGUGCCAGAAGUUCCACCACCACCUUAUUCCCCACCAGAGUCAUCUCUCCGAUUCCAUCGUCGUCGUUCGUCAACUUCAUUCUUUUUAAGACCAAAAACUUCAACUGAACUUCGAAAAGAACUUUUAAAAUUAACCGAAGAAUCGAAGAAAGAACAAGAUAAUUGGAGAAUCGAGGAAGCUAGAUUAAGAAUGAGAAUAAACUCUAAACCUGAAGAAAUUGAACGAGUUAAAAGAAAGAUGAGAGAAUCUAAUGAGAAAUAUAGAAAAAAAAUUGAAGCUGUUACCGCAAAAUUGAGACAGAUGAAUUUUAAUAACGGUGAUGGGAAUUAA